CCCAAACUAACUUCUUCAAGAAAAACAUCAUUUUGCUUCCUUUCUGUCCAAGCAAAUUUUCCCUCAUUCAUUCUCCUCUCCUUUCCCCUUCCUCACAAAUCACUUCCCUUCUUCAAUACCAAAUCAAAUUCCUUCUCAAUUUGAUUCUCUUCGGCCAUGUUUGCUUACAGGGUUUUGUCCCGUUCCUCUGCCAUCCUUUCUCGAAGCUUCACCCUUUUCUCUGUUUCACGAAAUUCCCAACCUUUCUCCACCACCCUGUCCAAUAACUUCCAUUCCCUCCUUCACCCAUCUCCCAACAAGCUGAUUCCGGUUCAAACCAAUUUUCUGAAUUCAUCAUUGACUUCGAGAUUCGGGUUUUCUUCAACGGCCUCGCAUGAGCAUGCAAGUGAAGAAGCAAAGGUAUCUGAUCAGUCUGAACAAGCUGAAGCUGCGGAUCAAACCAAAGAAUCAGAUGUAGAGAGUGAAUGUGAUCUGUCCAGGGAUGAUUUGAUAAAGCUUGUUGCUGAGAAGGAACAACUUUUGAAGUUGAAGCACAAGGAGAUUGAGAAAAUGCAGGAUAAAGUUCUGCGAACUUAUGCAGAGAUGGAGAAUGUCAUGGAUAGGACAAGACGUGAAGCAGAGAAUUCGAAAAAAUUUGCUAUACAGAAUUUUGCAAAGAGUUUACUAGACGUUGCUGAUAAUUUGGGAAGAGCUUCCUCAGUUGUAAAGGACAGCUUUUCAAAAAUUGAAUCUCCUGAGGAGUCUUCUGAAGCAGCACAACUCCUGAAAACACUUCUAGAAGGUGUUGAAAUGACAGAGAAACAACUUGCAGAGGUACUCAAAAAGUUUGGUGUGGAAAAAUUUGAUCCUACAAAUGAGCCAUUUGAUCCACACAUGCACAAUGCCAUCUUCCAAAUCCCUGAUGCUUCGAAGGCCCCUGGCACUGUUGGAGUUGUUCUGAAGGCAGGAUAUAAGCUCUAUGAUCGUGUUCUUCGUCCGGCAGAAGUUGGUGUAACUCAAGAAGGGGAGGAUAACAAAGCAGCUGAGUGAUGAUGAUGGUAUGAAGAAAUGCCUGAGCAGUGGUGGGUUCUUAGUGGAUAUCAUUCAAUGUCUUUUUGCAAUAUGCUUCUCCUCAACAUUAGUUUUGCUGGAUGGACUGUAUUUUGUCCUGCACGGAACGGACUAUUCUUUUCUCCUAUUAUUCGGAGUUUUCUUUUUUCUUUUCUUUUUCUUUUUAAUAAAAAAAUUACCAUAUAGUAUGAGCUUUAUUCCUUGGGAUUUUGGUCAUUAUAGUAACAUCUUUUGUAGUGGGACCUCUACAUACCCGCACUCAAUUCAGAAGAUCUAGUCUCUUUGUUUUUGAAAUCAUAAUUUCGUAUGCCUAAUGGAGAAAUUGCCUAGACUCAGUAAGAUUUGAAGAUA
Glycine soja is the source of this 1401-nucleotide messenger RNA. RefSeq names its product grpE protein homolog 2, mitochondrial-like. Gene Ontology annotation, molecular function: protein-folding chaperone binding; adenyl-nucleotide exchange factor activity; protein homodimerization activity. Lineage: Eukaryota; Viridiplantae; Streptophyta; Magnoliopsida; Fabales; Fabaceae. Gene Ontology annotation, biological process: protein import into mitochondrial matrix; protein folding. The transcript is spliced from 6 exons. Gene Ontology annotation, cellular component: PAM complex, Tim23 associated import motor. Bases 157 to 1029 code for a protein of 290 amino acids. The record is from RefSeq and is a predicted model, not a curated record.